AUGAGGUAUGAGGUCACAGCAGGCGUCAGUCUAUGUGACGCAGAACAGUACGGGCCCCGUGUACGCAGCAGUGAUGAAUAUGUGGCUCCUAAGGCUACCAUUAACCUUAAACAGGGAGGCCCAAACUGCGUCUCUCCAGCUGUUCUCUGCCUGAAGUGCCUACAGUGCGUUGGCACCAGCUCCUCGUGUCGUAUGGUAGCAAGGACGUGCCCAUCCUAUGAGACCACCUGCAUCUCCCUGGCCUACAGGUCAACAGCUCCCUCUAGUGACCGUAACACUGUGAUGAAAGGCUGCUCCACCACCGACCUGUGCAACCAAACCUCAAUCAUCGACAUCGGGGACCAAUUCAUCUACAUGUCCUCCACCUGCUGCGAGAGUAACUUCUGCAACAUCAACCGCUACUCCACUAAGGCGGUUUACUCCAGCCGCUUGAACUGUUACUCUUGUGACAGUACCAACCCCUCCUUGUCCUGCACAUCCACAUCGAACACUGCAUUCUGCGAUGAAGUCAACAACCACUGCGUGGACCUGGUCACUACGGAGUGGAGGAACGGGAAAGUUUCUGCAACAUCGUACGCAAAAGGUUGUGGAUCAGGAAGCACUUCUGCAUGUACAGACCUGUUUGCCUACAACACGGGACGUUACCAACGCUACACUUAUCUUCAAUGCUGCAACAUUGAUAAAUGCAACAAAAACAAAGUAACCACUCAGGUGCUAAAUAACAAAAAUGGAAUAUAUUGUCAUGGAUGUCUGGAGACUGGAAAUAACGAGUGCGCAGAGAAAGCACAAGAAUCGGUGGAGUGUAAAGGCUACAUGAUCCGAUGCAUGGAGGCGUUUGAUCAGAACCGGAAGACAGUCAUGAAGGGUUGCAGUUCGGUGGCCUUCUGUUCAUCUACGUUCCCAACAAUAGGAGUCCCCAACAUUUCAGAGAUCCAGUGCUGCGCAGGUACCUACUGCAAUAACUUUACCCGGGAGACCAGCAGCCCUAGCACCGUGGUCAGUAGCUCCACAAGACUAAACACAGACUUAAGGCUCCCGGCCUUUCUUAUUACCUUAAUAUACGCUAUAAUAAGGCACUUUCCCUAG
Bufo gargarizans (Asiatic toad) is the source of this 1086-nucleotide messenger RNA. It is a transcript of the gene PLAUR, whose product is annotated as plasminogen activator, urokinase receptor. The record is from RefSeq and is a predicted model, not a curated record. The transcript is spliced from 8 exons. NCBI's taxonomy places the organism in Eukaryota, Metazoa, Chordata, Amphibia, Anura, Bufonidae. Gene Ontology annotation, cellular component: plasma membrane. Bases 1 to 1086 code for a protein of 361 amino acids.